AUGAAUGGUCAUGUCAACAGUGCCGCAGGAGCAGCUGGUUGUGAUGAAGGGAGUAAAGAAGAGGAAGAGACAGGAGCUGAAGAUUCCUCAGGUUACAUGGAUUCUGCAACAUUAGCCAUGGGCGAUAAUUUGGAGCACGUGAGUGUUUUAGAUGAUGAUUCCGAACAGCCAGAUGGUCAGCGCAGCUCACUGAGUCUAGAUGAUGAUGGGGGCGCAUAUUUUGAACCCCAUUCUCAAGAUACUGUUAUUAGGCAGGCUAUACAUAUACAAGAUGGAAAUGUUAGUAGCUCCACAUCGCUGGAAGCUUCUAAUGACAAUGAUGUAGUAUUUAACCCAGUGCAGAGACUGCAUUUUGAUAACCAUUGCGACUAUGAAGAUUAUGAUGAUAAUGACAAUGAAGAUAGUUUAGAAGUUGUGACUGACACUGUAGAUAACAGUACUGUAGGAAACCGAGAAUACCUACCUCAUAGACGAGUUGUCAAUGGUUCAGACAUGACUGAACAUGGGGCGUAUGGUGGCAUGCCCAUAGCCCAAGACCAGGUUCAGAACGUACGGAUUAUUGAGGGCCAUGACUCAUCACUGCUGGACGACAGCAGUGGAACUUUUGGGUUUAAUUUUCUACAGCCUCAGAUGGUUCAUCUGCCUCUAAUGUCUCCAGUUAAUUUGAAUUCAGGAAAUAGCAGCAGAAUGGAUGACGAAGCCCAUAAUUUAUAUGAUAGUUUAGAAAGAGAGGAUGGGUCUAGUUUGUAUGAGGAAACUGAUGACCGCAUUAUGGAAAACAAUAGCUCUGAGUAUUUCAGUGCUGGCAGCAUGUCACUGGUUGUAGCAAACUCCCAAGUUCCUGACUGUGAUUCACUUUGGGCUCAGGAUGACAGUUCUGACCACGGGAACUACCUCCCCCAUUCACAGCAGCAUCUCAAUGGUGGGCAUGGUGGUGAGCAGAAUUUCUCAAGAAAUCAGAGCCCAUCUCGAAAUUUUCAGAUGGACAUCUCAGGCUUGUUUGCCCCUAAGAGAAGAGGUGAUGGAAUCAUUGGAGAAGGUGUCUUGGGUGGCUAUGGAGAUGUUCGAGAUGUAGAAAAUGAUAACACAGAUGCACUGACUCUUGAACUUAGUGAAGAAGGUUUGUCACAUACAACUCAAAUGUAUGCACAACCAGUAUCAGCCAGCAGUAUUACGACUGCACCAACCUCUUUUGGAAAUGGAACUCAGGCACAAAAUGACAGAAUCAACAGCCGAAUUCUGGCACAAAAUAGCAGCCAGUUCUGUUUGUUCAACAACAGGUCAGUACACCAUAUACCCUCUGAUUCACUUGCCAGAAACCAUGUAUUGAGUCAAGGUUUCCCUAAAAAUGAUUCUGAUGCUUCCAGUCAAGUAGAAGGGGAUGGAGUAGAUGUACACAUGGAUGAAAGACAAGCAGGAGCUGGUAGCUUCUUUGCCUCAGAUCAGAAGCCUGCUGUGGAUUCUAAUCCACCUGCAAGAAGACAAGGUGUCAGUAAAAUUCACACUCGUAGACCUGCUGUGCAAGGUUCAGCUUCAUCUGGUGAAAACAGAAAACCACUAACUGUAAACCCCCGCCAGGGUGCAGCUGCAAUCAGGAAAAAUGUACCACCUAUGAAAUCAGGAAGUCAUAGUGAUGCCAAUGGAAGAGGCAACACGGCAGUUGUUAGACGAAAUACUGGAAUAGAGCAGGUUAAAGGAAACAACAGUGGAUUGUCAUCUGGGAGUACUGUACAGUCCAGGAUACCACCAGGUCCAAUGUCUGGGUUCUCUAUAGCAUCUCGCUCUAACUCUCACACAUCACUUGCUUCAAAUGGCAGUAGCACUAAUAGCAGGGUUGGUGGAGUCGGCAAGGAAUCUUACAUGUCCACAAACACUCAGAUAACAACUCGAGGAGCUGCUCCAUUUGUUGCUAGAUCUGAACCAAAUCAUCCUAUGACCAUGGCUCAGAGAUUAACUGGUUGUGUGGGAGAUAGUGGUCACACACUUGCUCACAGUACACAUACUAGUGCUGCGAACCCUCAACAGAAUAAUCAGCUGCUGCCUCAUCUUCCCAAUUCAUCUGACAGAACACAUCCAGCUGUUAGUCCUCAAUUGGAGUCCCACAAACCCCAAACAUUCAUCAAGCAGCAAUCUUUGGGAGCACAUGUUCAGAAUCCACCAAAUAUUGCUGAUCCUGUUCAUGACUUACAAAACUGCAGGUCUGGAGAACCACAUUUGACUCAGGGUUUUAAUGAAACUCGGUUAACACGCUGGGUUCCAGACAGGAGAAACUUGGUAUUUUCUAAAGCACAAGAAUUACAAGUUUUAAAUUUGAAUUCUCAGCGUCCACACCUGGACAACGAUAUUCAAGGUAUAGAGGAAGUAAGGAGCCAUCUUCACACUAUGUUACAUUUGGGAGCUGAGUCCUGCUU
Molecule: messenger RNA, 2411 nt
Organism: Candidula unifasciata
Lineage: Eukaryota; Metazoa; Mollusca; Gastropoda; Stylommatophora; Geomitridae
Source: the annotation of a GenBank genome assembly